AGAUUGGAGCACACUUGGCUGGUUUGCCCUUAUUAAUCCGCGAAGGUCACUUCUCUUCCAGGGCCUGCAAUCAACGAGCCCUCUUCUUCUCUUCCACAAAUGCAUCCCUUCCAGAGCCUUUUGCAAUUAUGGCUCAUUUCUCUAGGUUUCAUAUGGCAGGCGUCUGAACAGAAUUAAAAGCAUGAGCACGUGCAAAAAUAAUCCGCUUCCCAAGAUAGUAAAUGCUGAGAAGUUCUAUAUUAGAACACACUGUGAGUGCUGACUGGCUAGGGCAUGAUUAACCUAAUAGGCUUAAGCUGCACUUGCUAUCCACAUCUGUCAGGACGCAAGCAAAACACAGGCCCAUAAUCCACCAGACUGGGGGCCUUCAGAAUUGUCCUGCUGCUCACUAACAGCACAGGGUUCCAAACUUAGAACAACAACAGGACGACAGGUACCACUCCCUCUUCACAUUUGGACCAAGAAAAUAAAGAAAGCUGGUUCCAAGUUUAGGAUAUUGUACCAUGGACUUCAAAGGAUUCUGGCCUGAAAAUUGCCUGGAUGGACUAGUAAGAUUGCCUUUUGUUCCUAUUUCAACAUGAUUCUUGGAAAAUUGUGAAGGUUGUGGGUGGAAGAUGACUACAAGCUGAAAUCAUGGGGUGUACACCUUCACACAGUGACAUUGUAAACAGCGUUGCAAAGAGUGGCAUUCAGUUCUUGAAAAAGCCCAAAGCAAUUCGGCCAGGAUGUCAGGGCAGAAGUGAAAGAGGUUCCAUCCCUUUGCUGGUUAAAAACUCCACCUGCUAUGACGCUGGGGAGGGCCUGGCAGAGGAGCAGCCAAGUUCCAGGAGGAACCAAACCACAGCUAAAGGUCUUUGUCGGCUUAUGGGAGAUCCUGCUUCAGGCAAAAGGAAAGAUAUGGAAGGACUGAUCCCAGGAACCAAAACCUCUUCAUCCCAGCUGAACAAAUCACAAAGCCACAUGGCUAAGGACAUUCUGUUCAAGACACAGGGUUCCCAUGGAUCACAAGGGGCAGACUUUUCUGGAGAUGAGAGUCAGGAAAGUAGUACCCAAGACACUUCCAAAUGGAAAAGGACACAAAAAUGUCACACGUCAAGCAAACAGAGCCAUUGCUACCAAACCAUCCACCCUGCUCAUGAGUCUGAAGGCAAAGUGGACUUCCCGGAGCCCCUGGUAAAGGCCCACCAGCACGCUUACACCUAUCUCCACUCCAGCCUCUCCAAAUAUGAAGCAAUUCUGUGCAUCAUCCAUCAGGCCACCCAGACCCGGGAGCUGCUGCAGCCCAUGCUCAGCUUCCUGCUGCUGUGCUUUGAGGAGAUCAGCCAGCUUUUGGGGGAGAUCUCCAAGGAUGGAGAAGUACUCCUGCAGGAAGUUAGGGAGGAUCUGGCAUGGCCUUUGAAGAAAAGAGAGCCCCAGGAACAACCAGAUCUCCUGCAACAGCUGCUGCAGUACACAGUCAGCAAACUGCAGGUGCUCAAUGGCACGGUGGCCUUGCUCACCAACAGCUUCCUGGAGGGCUCCAGCAGCUACCUCCACUCCACUGCAACCCACUUGGAAAACAAGCUGAGCGCAAAAAGGAACGUGGAUGAACGCCUCCUGGGGACUCUGGGGCAGCUACAGAGCCUGGCGAGUGGCCGUGGUGAUGCUGGGGUGCAGGGUCUCCCCUUAUGCUCUGAGGACAGUGGCAUUGGUGCUGACAAUGAGUCUGUGCAGUCGGUGGACAAGCUGGGCAAGCAAACCAGCUGGGACCUUGCACCAGAGCCUGAAGAAUGGAAGUCGGUGACUUCACCCCACACAGAAGCUAGGCAGUCCGGACAUGCCUGGCAGCAAAAUCCAUUCUGUAUGGGUUCAGACAGACCCCAGGACUGCCUGCUCUCAGGGGCUCCUAUGGCAAAGGUUCAGCCACAAGCACAGGAUGAAGCAAGGAGCCUAUGCCUCUCCAGUACAAACCCAGAAAAUAUCACCUCCCCGCCUUUGAAGCUGGGGACAAGCACCCCAUGUGAUUCCUUUGGGAUUGGGGUCUCUGUGGAACCACAUCUUUCCGAAACCUCCAGGCUGAUGGACGCUCCAUCUCUUAGUGACAGCGAGGACAGCAGCCCAGAGGAGGAAGACGAAAUGAGCAGCAUGAGUCUGCGUGUCUGGCAGGAAAAAACUCCACAUUCAAGGCCACGAUCUUCACCUGCUGACCGGGAAAGCCCAUUUCAGGCCCACACCAGGAGGCUUAGGAGCCUCCAGGCCCGGGAAAUGAUUCUGAAGAUGAAGGAAGCAAUCAGUGAAAGGAUCAAAUUUGUCCCUGUGCCCUCUGGGCACCAGGAUUGGUCUGAGGAGGAGGAGGGGAGGAUAGUGGUCCCCCCAAGACCUAGCACCAUCAGUGGCAGCAGGAGGGCCCCUGAGAGGCAGAGGAGGUCCCAGUCAGAGUCAUGUCUCCAGAGUCACGUGGAGGACCCCACCCUUCAGGAGCUGCAAAGGGUCCAGAGGGACCUCAGUCAGAAGCUGGAGGCAUUUUAUGCCCUGAGUGCCAAAGGGCAGGAGCAGAGCCAGGAGCAGAUUCUGCAGCCCAGAGCAGCAGCCGUGUGGCCCAAUGGCACCUGCAAGGUCAGUCCAAGCAACACCACCAGCAGGCUCAAGGCAUCCCUCACCAAGAACUUCAGUAUUUUGCCUAGUCAGGACAAGAGCAUCUUGCAGAAAUGCAGUCCCCAUCCUGAGGACGAACAGGGCAAAGCUGAGAAGCUUCCAAAUGCCAUCCCAUCAGGAGAUGUCAGUGAGGCUGCCGAGGCCACAGACCGGAAUGUCAGGGGCUGUCCCACCAGAACAUCCGUCAAGAAGCUUAUUGAAACUUUCAGUCCCACGGAGAGUCUGAGGACACUGGGGGACUCUAAGGACUCUGGGGCAAGUCCCUGCCUCAGGAAUUGCAUCAUGCCGCCCAGACUUCCCAUGUACAGGGGCCUUGCCCCUUUGUAUCCGAAGUCCCAAAUUUCUCCAGCAUCAGGCAGAGAAUCUCUCAAAAUGGGCAUAGGCUGGAAGCCCUUAGCACCUAUCUUUCCCCCUCUGCCCAAAGCAGAAGCAGCCAAGAGUGAGGAGCUCAGCUGUGAAAUGGAGGGGAACCCCGAGCACCUCCCUCCACCGCCCCUGGAAGUCCUGAUGGACAAAUCAUUCGCUUCUCUGGAGUCCCCAGAAAGCAGCAAGUCCACAGAGAGCUCCCCCGAGAAAACCCAGGAGCCAGGGCCGGGAGAGGCUGGCCCCACCAGGAGAACUUGGGCUUCCCCAAAGCUGAGGGCCUCUGUGAGCCCCCUGGACUUGCUGCCCAGCAAGAGCACCGCCAGCCCCACCAAGCCUCGCAGCACAGGGCCAGGGAGUGGCAGGAGCAGCUGCCAGCCCAGGAAGCCAGUCCUGGACCUGAGCCGCCCACCAGCCACCAGCCAAAGCCCAGAGGUGAAGGGUGGGACUUGGAGUCAGGCAGAGAAGGCCGCCAGCCUCUACAGGCAGCCCCGGAAAGCCAUUGCCUGGCACCACUCCAGCCCUCCAUCUGGACAAAACAGGACCUCAGAAUCCAGCCUGGCCAGACCGAGGCAGAGCCGAGAGAGAAGCCCCACAGUGGGCAGAAAGGCCUCUCCCACGAGGACACACUGGGUGCCCCAAGCAGACAAGAGGCGCCGGAGCCUGCCCUCCUCGUACAGACCUGCCCAGUCAAGCCCCUCUGCUGUGCAGACGCCCCCCAGUCCACCACUCAGCCCUGGAGCUCCCAGCCCACCCGUGAGCCCCAGGGUGCUAAGCCCUCCAACCACAAAGCAGCGAACUUCCCCACCACACCAGCCCAAGCUGCCCAGCCCUCCCCCCGAGAGUGCACCUGCUCUGUGCAACGUCUCUGGCCCUCCAACCCAGCACCCAGAAGCAAGCCCCCCUUCCUCGAUUCCCUCCCCAUCACCCCCAAUGUCCCCUUCUCAGGGGCACAAGGAAACAAGAGACUCUGAAGACAGCCAAGCAGUCAUAGCCAAAGUGUCUGGGAACACACAUUCCAUAUUCUGCCCAGCUACCUCCUCUCUGUUUGAAGCUAAACCGCCGCUCUCAAUAACCCACCCACUGACCCCACCAUCGCUGCCGCCAGAGGCUGGAGGCCCUCUCGGGAACCCAGCAGGAUGCUGGAGGAACAGCUCAGGGCCUUGGCUGCAAGCAGACUCACAGCGGAGAGCGGCUGUGUGUGCCCUCAACCCUCUGCCUUUCCUCAGGAGGACAGCUUCUGACCGCCAGCCGGGUGCCCGACCGCAGCCUCCCGUCUUGAACCCCACCAGCACCUCUUGUGAAUCCCAGCUCAGCCAAAGCAGCAGCAGCGAGGAGAGCCCUAAGAAGGACACAGAGCCGGGGAGCAGCCCCUCUUCCCCUGAACUGCAGGGCAGCAGCAGGCGUGCAUCUCCCCCAGAGUUCUGUGUGCUGGGCCACGGGCUGCAACCAGAGCCUCGCGCCGGCCACAUCCAGGACAAAUCCCAGCCAGAGGCGCAGCCCCAGCAAGAGGAGGUGUCCUGACAGGCUGACGAGGGGGCCACACUCAUGCAGUCACCCCAGGCUGCCAAGUGUGACAGCCAAGUGUCCCGCCUGACCCAGAGAUGGUGGGCAAACCAAACUCCUACCGAGGUGUCCUGGAAAGGCCUGGAAGGUGCACUGCCCAGCGGGUCUGCUGAAUUUUAAACAAACGCCGUUUUCAGUCCCAGAUCCUGCUCUGCCUUGGGGUUCAAAAGUUAACCAGAACUUUAGACCCCCACAAUGACAGUAUUUAAUCCUUCAAGUGCUGGCCUUAAUUUUGGGGUGGGGUGGGGAGUGGAGAAUGUAUUUGUUGCAUGCUUGAUAGGGUUUUAACUGGGUUCGUUCCUUGAGAUCACUGAAGCCUCACAACGGUGAAUGAAGCAGAUAGCAUUCUCCAGUUUCGCGCACAUGAAAACCGAAGGUGUGGGGAGAGGCCCCCUCAAGUGUUUUGCUCGAGGUCAUACAGCUAAGAAGAGAAUAGAGCAAAAUUUUGCACAGAUGAGUCUGGUGCUAGAAUCUCUCUGCUCUUUUUAUUACAUUCCAUUGCCCAUAAGUAUUUCGUCACUCCACCUGCCUAAAGCAGACAUGGGUGCGCAAAUGGUCGGAAAGCUUCUUUGUUGUAAGGUUAAGUCGUGGCACAGCAUUGAAGCCCCUAUUGAGAGCUUUGUUUAGAAACGCGUGGCUCCCAAAAUGAGAAGGCUGAGUGAGCUGGGAUUAAAACACACAGCCCCACCUGUCCUCUCCUCCUUCCCAAGCUCAGUUUCAGUGCUUUAAACCCAAAGCUGACAGCUCACAAUACCAGCCACGCUGCCUCUCGGCCUAAGCAUGUAGCAAACGCUCUCACUGCCCUACGCAUUACGUGCUUCUCGACUGAGUAGGGUAAACUAAGCCUCCCAAACAAGGCAGCCCGUUCUCUACAUGCCGUGGGCGCUGGAGCGCAGAAGAUAGCGUGGGUAAGGCAUACGCACCCACACGCCGAUCUCCCCUCAGAGGCUUCUUGGCCAACUUUAUUCCCAGGUCAUCUUGCAAGAACUUCUGCUGGAGUUGAAAUCAAAGUGAAAAACAGUUGUUCAUGCCAAAAACCUGCUUCUGCCAAUGAGCUAGAUAUUUGCUGCCAAUCUUGGAAUGUUUCCAUUGGAGGCUGUGGUGUACGUUCUGUUUAGAAAGGAUUUUGCAGUAACUGAGUGAUUCAAUGCCGGCUCAAUGGGUUGGCAAAAGACAAGAAUUCUUACCCACUGCGGUACAGCUAAGGGACGAUCCUCCAGAUCUGCUGCAAAGCUGAUUUUUAAAGUUUGGGGAAAUUACAGACCUCAAACCCAUUCUUGCUGAGAUUGUGCGCUCAAAAACUUGUGAAACUGUGUCCCUAGGGACUCCAGCUACCUCCCCCAGAGAGAGGCUAUGACUCUGAGUAAAUGAAUCCCACCUCGACUUGUCCAGUUAUUAUUCAAAGGCACCCAAAGAACAGCUGAUUAAACUACCAAGAGGGGCCACAACCCGCCCCUCUGCUGGAAAUGCACAUGCAGCUCUGCUCAUGUUUGCUCCUGUUGUCGCCCUCAUCUCAGAAGUGCUCAGGCAGUGCCCAGGCCAGCGAUUCUAGAGCUAAGCCACACCCACUGCUGGGUGGACACUUAGGAGCUGCCUGGGCUGCAGGCAAUGAGGGAAGCCCAGCCACCCAGGCAGGGCAGGGGCUGAGGUAAACACAUGAGAAUGGACCAGGCUCAGGAAACUUGCCCGACAGAUAUCUGGGCAUUCUCCCUAAAUGGUUGGGCAGACCACUGGGUGACCAUGGGGUGAGCCUUAGGAAAGCUGGGCACUGAGCUGAGUGAGGAGACAUACAGUGUGAGCAGCCUUUGAGGUUAGCGCACAGGUAAGUGGCUUCAGGUGGGACUGCUCAGAAAGUGGGCCCUGCCUGAGCUAGGAUUUAGGGGCAGGAUUCCUGGAGGUCUGAGGAAACAAAGCUGUUCCCCAGCUGCAGGGAGGCUGGAAUGGGACACAGUGGGUGAAACUGGAAUACCAUGAGGGGGUGUAACCACAGGAAUUAGAAACAUUUUAGUUACUGGAACCAGGAUAUGAAGUGGAGCCAGAUCAGCAGUGAGGGGAAGCAAGGCUGAGUCUCCAGCCCAGGCCUCCUUCCGUAAAGGGCCUCAUCUUACAGGUCCAGGGCGGGGUAGAAAGUGGAAAGGGUGGCCAGGUGCCCCCUGCAGUGGCCGUGCAAGCUAGCAGGGGCAGCAAGGAGCCACGCAGAGUAUUCCACCACUGAAGGGGUCAGUGUCAUGGAGAACACACAGGAGGGGUCCCGAAUGAACAACUGUGCUUUCCGUGAGCAUGCAUGGCAGGAAUCUACACUUUUUCUUCAUAGAGUUAGAAACCAAGGACCGUCAGGGAUACAGAGAAGGAGGAACCCACCACAGAUCCAUCUAAGGGGUGCACGUCAUACCCAUCUUCUUACUCGGGCCAGCUCCACCCUGGAGGAGCACAGCUUUCAUCCUCCCGACCAUGGAGACCCCAGAGCUGUGGAGAGGGAGGUACUGAGCCUAGCCCCUUACCCAACACUUUAAUGACACUGUAAACAGCUCCACCCCAGGGGGAAAAAAAAAACACAAUUUUCUGCUUCCAUCAAAAGAAUUCAUGGAG
Molecule: messenger RNA, 7152 nt
Organism: Macaca mulatta (Rhesus monkey)
Lineage: Eukaryota; Metazoa; Chordata; Mammalia; Primates; Cercopithecidae
Gene: PCARE
Product: photoreceptor cilium actin regulator
Biological process (GO): protein localization to photoreceptor outer segment; photoreceptor cell outer segment organization
Cellular component (GO): photoreceptor outer segment; photoreceptor inner segment
Source: RefSeq, a predicted model, not a curated record